AUGGCAAGCAAUCAGGGAAAUGCCUUCAGGGAUGAUGAUGACCACAGUGGUGACACACAGGGCUGUGAAUGCUGUGCAGAAGUUCCAGACACCAGCCACUGGGUCCUGGUGGAACCUGAAGUCUCCACAGAGAAGAGCGUCUCAACCUACAGCCUGAGCUCUACUGCAGGGAGCUAUGAGUGUUCUCUGUCUGGUCUGCGUUGGUUAUCUCAUGGUCCAAUCAAACUGCAGUACCAUUUCAUGGACUGGCAUGUCUUUGCUAAAGAGCUGGACAAUAUGCAGUGCAGUCCAGCUGGUCCUCUGAUGGACAUCAAGCUCACAUCAGGAGAGCUGGAGGAUAUCCACCUGCCCCAUUUCCUGUGUCUGGGGGCUGGUGAGGCAUCUAUGUGUGAUACUGUGAGAGUCUUGCAUGGCCAUGACUGCGGAGUGUGUGUGGAGGGGUGUGAGUUGACCCGACACCAUGCCAGGAUUGUCCAGCCCUCCCUCUCUCCCUUAGGGGUGUUGUGGAAAGCCGUGGAGUAUCUGUUCCCUCCGAAAGCCCACUUUGAGCCUCUGCUGUUCUACACCAGAACUGAUCCACUGGAGCUCCACCUCUACCUGGUUCCAAAGCCGUGGGAUCCAGCUCACAUUAAAGCCAUCCAACAGGAAGAGACACCGCAGGGGGUGAGGAUCCGGAAACCGGGCCCCUCCGGCAAGUCCCUCCGGCUGGAUGCCAGCGUCUGUGUGACGACGUCGUGUCUGUCGGAGAUCCAACCCAACAGGAGGGACCUGUCGGAGCUGCUGUCACCUUCCACCUCUGACUACUUUGAGGUUUACAUAAGGCACCCAGGCGACAGCUUUGAUAUGGAGGUCAUCAGCUCUGCAGAGAACGGAGAGCCCAUCUGGAAGAGAAAGAUCCGCAGAGAGGACUAUCGGCCAGAUGAGCCACCACAGCGCAUCAGGAUACCUGGGCAGGUGGACCCCCUGUUGGCCGCUGCCUCUCUGGAGGAGAAGAGGCCGCAGCUCAUCCAGAGGGUCACAGAGGUGAUGCCCAUAGCAGACCAGCUCCUCUCCCAGGGGUUCAUUGGCCAGGAGACCUACGCCAACAUCCAGGCUGCUGCCACCAGUCAGGACAAAAUGAGGCUCCUGUUUGAGGGCCUGCGCUCAGCUGGGGCUCAGGGCAAAUUGGCCUUGUACACAAUUCUACAGACACUGCAGCCCCACCUAGUGGAGGAGUUGUGGACUACACGAUGA
This is a messenger RNA of Engraulis encrasicolus (European anchovy), 1233 nucleotides long. RefSeq names its product NACHT, LRR and PYD domains-containing protein 1 homolog. The coding region runs from base 1 to 1233 and encodes 410 amino acids. The transcript is spliced from 3 exons. Gene Ontology annotation, biological process: innate immune response; inflammatory response; regulation of apoptotic process. Gene Ontology annotation, cellular component: canonical inflammasome complex. Lineage: Eukaryota; Metazoa; Chordata; Actinopteri; Clupeiformes; Engraulidae. The record is from RefSeq and is a predicted model, not a curated record.